Messenger RNA from Pseudonaja textilis, 3392 nucleotides. Lineage: Eukaryota; Metazoa; Chordata; Lepidosauria; Squamata; Elapidae. The record is from RefSeq and is a predicted model, not a curated record.
GGGCAUCUUGGGACUGCUCUCACUCGCGUUCUUUCUUUCCCGGCGGCGUGAAGCCUUCCUGCCCUGUUUCUUGUGCGGACGAUGGCCGGUUUCCGUGCUUUAGGAUUGGACCCCUGGCUGGCGUCUCAGGCGGAGCAGCUGGGCUUGUCGAGGCCCACCCCGGUGCAGGAAGCUUGCAUCCCUCCCGCCCUGCAAGGUCGUGACUGCAUGGGCUGCGCCAAAACUGGAAGUGGCAAGACAGCUGCCUUUGUGCUCCCCAUCUUGCAGAAACUUUCUGAAGAUCCUUUUGGCAUCUUCUCCCUGGUGCUGACACCAACAAGAGAGCUGGCCUAUCAGAUUGCUGAGCAGUUCCGUGUCCUUGGGAAGCCUCUAGGUUUAAAGGACUGCAUCAUAGUCGGGGGAAUGGAUAUGGUCUCUCAAGCCCUGGAGCUGUCUCGGAAGCCCCAUGUUGUCAUCGCUACCCCUGGCCGCCUGGCUGAUCACCUACGGAGCUCCAAUACCUUCAGUCUUCGAAGCAUCAAGUUCUUGGUCCUAGAUGAAGCCGACCGGUUGCUAGAACAAGGCUGCACCGACUUUACCAAAGACUUGGAAGUCAUCUUGGCUGCAGUUCCAGCCAACAGACUCAUUCUUCUGGUGUCUGUUUCUUGACCUUAUGCCUUAGCUUCGCUAAGAUCUCUUCUUCGUUCUUUCCAUCCCCCAAAUCCCACCAGGGUACGGACAGUGGAACAGCUCGACCAGCGUUAUCUUCUAGUGCCCGAGAAGGUUAAAGACGCUUACUUGGUCCACCUUGUGCAAACUUUCCAAGAUGAACAUGAGGACUGGUCCAUCAUCAUCUUCACUAACACUUGCAAGACCUGCCAAAUUCUCAACAUGAUGCUCAGGAAGUUCAAUUUCCCAUCCGUGGCUCUCCACUCGAUGAUGAAACAGAAACAACGUUUUGCAGCGCUGGCAAAAUUCAAAUCGAGUGUCUUUAAGAUCUUAAUAGCUACUGAUGUAGCUGCCAGGGGGCUCGACAUUCCCACCGUCCAAGUAGUCAUCAAUCACAACACGCCUGGACUCCCCAAAAUGUACAUCCACAGGGUGGGCCGAACAGCUAGAGCAGGUCGGCACGGAAUUGCCAUCACGCUGGUCACCCAGUAUGACAUCCAUCUCGUCCACGCGAUUGAAGAACAGAUCAAAAUGAAGCUUCAGGAGUUUUCUGUGGAGGAACAAAACGUGCUGAAAAUUCUCACCCAAGUGAAUGUCGUCCGACGGGAAUGUGAGAUCAGACUGGAAGCAACUGAUUUUGAUGAGAAGAAGGAAAUAAACAAGCGGAAGCAGAUGAUCCUGGAAGGAAAGGACCCUGAUCUGGAGAUGCAACGGAAGGCCGAGCUGGCCAAGAUUAAGAAGAAGAAGCUCAAGUUCCAGAGCCAAGUCCACCAGACCCUGCAAGAGAGACGGCAGAAGCAGCUCCAGCACAGGCUGAAAAAACGGGCACGGCGGCAGAAGCCGGCAGGGGCGGCGAACUGAGGCCGCUCGUCCUCCCGCCUUGGGUGGCAAAGGACCCUAGUGGGGAACAAUCUGCACCUGAGCUGCCUCUGCCCCAAAUUCGCCUUGCGUAAAACUUGGUUAACUUUGGCCCUUCUGUGAAUGGACCUGAAGCACCGGGAGCAAAAGUCUCGGGAAAAGAACGUUAGGCAAGUUGGAGAAGUUGCUUGGCUGCCUAGAGACCAAGGAAUGUCUCUUUGAGGCCGUCUUCUUUUCCAAAAACGAGACUUUCAGUUGGGCUGAACCCUUGGGAGACAAAAAGUUUUCAAGUCUCACCAGGCAGUUGUGCCACCGAGUAAAGGUUGGUGAUUUAGGGGUGGAUCCUUUUGAUGGGAGCAGGCUCUGUUUUGGGGGGGUCACCAGAAUCUCAUGGCCAUGCCAGGCAAAUACUGGCUAGUAAACCGUGUGCUUUCAAUAAAUCCCUCUCUAUGAUGACAGGGAAAGACGAGGCUUUAAGUGUUUUAUGCAAGCCUGGCUGCAGUCUUUGGGUUUGAUUGUAACAUUUUUCCAAAAUGAUUUAGACCAUUUCCAAAUAACAUUCUACAAUCGGAGCCUGUGCACGAGGGGCAUUUCGUAUUCUUACCUCUACUUGAGAUUUUAGUCCCUUGCUCCCUUUUCCGUAGGACUUUGGAUGGGUGCAAAAAUAGGGUUUGUCAAAUAUACAGUUUGUCCAACGUUACAAAAAGUGAUUUAUGUCUGCACUUUUCAUGGGGGAAGACUCUGGCUUUAUUUAUUUAUACUAUGUUCACUAUCCAAAGCAACUCUAAGCGGCUUAAGAUGCCAUAAAGACAGAAAUGUAAGAACUAUUAUAAUUUUAAAAGCACAGAUUAGUACCCAAGCAUCUGAUCUUUCUUCCCACACCAAUAUGUUAUGACGAUGCAGGGCGUUUAACGUUUGUGGUAUUUUGGAUUCCAAAUGCCCCCUUUGGGUCAUUUUGGAAUGAUUUCCAGCUUAAGACCCUUUCCAAGUGAUUCAAACAACCUGUUUUAACAUCGGUAUAGGAGGGCAGAGGUAGGCAACAAUGCCCACUGGACACUGCAGGGACUUCCAACUCCCAGAAUUCUAUGCUGGCUCAAGAAUUCUGGGCGUUGGGAGUCCACAGGGUGUAAAGUUGUCAUAGUUGGCCACCCCGGUAUAGGAUUUUUGUGUUUGCAUAACUUCUGGCAUUCAGAAUGCAAAACUCUGGGUGUAAAUGUUGGAAAAUAAUUAUUUAUGUGACUAGCAAGCCCCCCACCCCCUUGAGUUACACUGAAGACCCCCAGUGCAGAUUUGAUUUGUGGAUCUUCUAUCAGCUCCAACAUUUCAGCGUCUCACACCCAGUGGGAGUAGCCUAUCCCCCCUGUACUGGCAGAGGGGGCAUGCUGCAGACCCCGUUGGUCAAAAGAGUUUUGGCUGGUGGAGUCCAAGGGAAAAGCCUUUUCUGUUGUGACUCCUACCCUUUGGAACAUCAUGUGUCGUCAUCUCUCCCUUCCCCUCCCCCCAGUGAAAUCCCCCUCCCCCUUUGGCCUUCCAAAAGGCUUGAAGACUUGACUCUGCCAGCUGGUCUUGAGGAGCCACAUCUGGGAGGUGGUUAAUGGAUUAAGCAGAUCCUCACCUCCUCCCCGUGUUCGCUUUGCUUUCUUCUCCCCAUCUUGGUUAAUUUACGCUCUUCGUUACGUGUUCUUUUCAUGAGUGGCUGUAAGCCACCUAGAGCUGCGUCUGUGAGGUGGGCAGCAGAGAAGAUUAAUAAAUAUUUAUCAAAUAUUAUAAUAAAUAAAUACGCACAUACAUACAUACUCCAUGUUUUUGUGGCUAGCUUGGAGUCCCAUCCCGCCUUGUGCUGAAAGGACCAAAAUUAGUCUUUCAUCAUCAUCAUCAUGAGCCAC